Molecule: messenger RNA, 5359 nt
Organism: Paramuricea clavata
Lineage: Eukaryota; Metazoa; Cnidaria; Anthozoa; Malacalcyonacea; Plexauridae
Source: the annotation of a GenBank genome assembly
CUAUAGUCUCAGUCAUGAACAUGUUUAUUUUUACCCCUUCAACACUAGCGCUUUUGAACAACUAUAAUCGCUUUGUGGGGAAUACUGAGGAUAUGAACCCAACAGAAAAACAAGAAACUUGGACAUUUAUGCGAGCAAUAUCAUCCACUGGACCAAUCAACGAGCUUCACAAAUAUUUGGUGAAGAAAGGAAUGGCAUCAACAUCAAUGGUAAAUGUACAUUAUGUAAACAAAGAGGGAGUUUAGUAACUUCCUUUCCAUUCAUCGCAAGGAUUAACACACAAGCCCGCUGCGAGAGCUUUCAUCCAAUCACAAUUGCUCAACAGUUUAUUUUAAUUAGAUGCAAUCACCCCCAGCGAGCUUGCGCCUUUGUUUUGAGAUGAGCGGAAAAGAGCCUUUUAGGCCCUGUUUACACUAUAUCGGAUUCGCUGGUCACGACAUCUUCUUUUGCCGUUACGGAGCAACGGUUAGUAGCAAAUGCUUAUUAAUUUGACAGAAUUGGCAUGUUUAUUUGGGUCUCUGAGAUUAAAAAUCUUCACAGCCUUUCGAUACCUACAAAAUUUGACCCACUCCGAUAGCAAUCGGGCAUAGUGUAAACGGGGCCUAAACAUGCCGCUAAUCUUGGUGUCAUUCUUUUGCGUGAGAAAUCAAUACAAACCACUGCAUGAUCUCAGUUAAACGCUUGAUAGAGAGAUCCAUUGUUCUUUGCCUCUGGAGCAAAACGUGAAGCCAAGUGAAAAGUAUAGGCAAGAAGAAAAAGUAAAGAUAUCAGAAAAAUACAUUAUUUGUGAGGCGCGCAGCAAAAAUUUCAAGUGUAAACGGGCCUAAGGUGGCUUCCUACUGUUUUUUCUGGCAGGAGGAAAUCUUAGGAUACAGGGCAGAAUUGUUUAUUGUUACUUGUUGAAAAGCAAAGAGUAUCAGAGUUAUAGAAAAUAGUACCUGAAGAACAUAAAAUUUACCAAAACUGUCGUCACUGCUGUUACUAUGGUAACCAUGACCUUUCAAUAUGGUUUUCAAUUCCAAAUUUUUGCUUUUAAACUUAUUUAACUUGAAAAAACAACUGUAACCUCUAUUUUUAUUUUGCUAAUCGUUUUCAAUUAUUGAAAAUAAUUAUUUGCCAACUUUAAAAAAAUCGCCAGGCUCGAAAUGCUUAAUUGCAAAACACACGUUUUAUUAUAUUUAAAAAAAUCGAUGGCGAUUUUUUAAAAUACUAAUCGAAGAUGAUUAUAUUAACAAAAUAAAAAAUGUGUGUCACCGUUCUUUUUUCAAGUUAAAUUAGUUUAAAGCAAAAAUAAUCGUCCAUAUUAAAACGUCAUGGUUGUCAUAGUAACGGCAUUGAAAUCAAUUUUGGUAACAAUUUCAUACUCUUCAGGUAAUAUUUUCUAUAACUCAGAUACUAUUUGCUUUUCAACAGGUAACAAUUGUUAAAAAAUCAGCCCUAAGUCGUAAAUGUUUGUGUUGCAAAACAACCCAGUAGCGAUCUUUCUUAAUGUGAAUUUAUAUAUAUUAGAACGUCUUCAUACAAGAAUUGUACAAGAUGUGGUUCUAUCGAUAUAAACGACUUGGGUAUCGAGACUCUUCUGGUUUUGAACACGUUUUUGUUGGUGAGAUAUCUCGGGGAGUUGUGUCUGGUUUCCAUAACUGGCUUCAGCUCUACUAUCUUGAGCGCAAUAACCAAGUAGACUAUCGUGGUUUCCUGAAAUAUUAUAAUGUUGAGGUACUUUAAGUAUAAACGCUGAUUAAUUAUUUUUCCAAAUUACGUAACAGAAACAGCCAUAUGAGCAUGGACUAGCAAGAUGUGAUUUAAGGCUAGGGUUAUAUACCUAGACCAAAAGAAACAGCACGCUGUAGACCACAAGAUUAAGAACGUACUUUCAAAGCACCAAGCCUAUAGAAUACGCUGAAUUAUAUAGUUCUGCGUUAUGGUGGUUUCAGUCGCGAUCGUAUUUGCAUCAGGGAAAACUGAAAUAGUUGGAUGAAAUUUUGAGUCAUCCAACAUUGCGAACAUAAUUUAUACAAAAAUGUUUAUUAUCUCAUAGGUCUCCCGAAAAUGUCUUUUAUUUUAAAAAAAUCCAUACAAUUUGCAUUAAAAUGUAAUGCUUUGACAUGCAAUGCUUCAAUAUGCAGUAAAACCUCUAUAAUUUGUAUUACAUGAAGUACGUGUAACAUCACAAUAACGUUGCGUCAUUAUGUAAUAUAUAUCCGCCCCAAGGUUGACAACAAAAUACAAAUUUAAAACUGUAUACAAAAACUUAAUGACGAAAAAACUCGUACAUAAACAUCGAAAUUUAUUUAAAAAACUAACUCACUAUCGGGUAAGACAUAACUUCUACAUUGUGUUUUUUCUUCUCUCAUCACUUUUAAACGAGUUAACUUUGCGAAAAUUCCGAGGAAAAUUCAUCAAAUUCGUAACUCAAUUUGGUCAAAACUAUAUGCGGGAUGAUGGCUCCCGGCGUUACGUCACAAAAUAAAGCUCUCUGAUUCGCUGGGAAAUUUCAGCCUGCCAAUCAGAGUGUUUCUUUGAAAUUUAAAAAAUUUUCAGCAAAUGAGAGAGCUUUAUUUUGUGACGUAACGCCUGGAGGAGUCGUCCCGCAUAGUUUUGACCAAAUUGAGCAAUUUUUCUCGGAAUUUUCGCAAAAUUAACUCGUUUGAAAGUGAUGAGAGAAGAAAAAAACACAAUGUAGAAGUACUAAAGUUAUUUCUUACCAUAGUGAGUUUUUUUAAUGAAUUUCGAUGUUUAUGUACGAGUUUUUUCGUCAUUAAGUUAUGGUAUACAGUUUUAAAUUUGUAUUUUGUUGCCAACCUGGGGGAUAUAUAUUACAUAAUGACGCAACGCUAUUGUGAUGUUACACGUACUUCAUAUAAUACAAUUUAUAGAGGUUUUACUGUACAUUGAAGCAUUGCAUGUCAAAGCAUUGCAUUUUAAAGCAAAUUGUAUGGAUUUUUUUUAAAUAAAAGACCUUUUCGGGAGACCUAUGAUUAUCUUGCUAAUUUAUGCUUUCUGUUAAUUCAAAACUUGGAAGACGAAAUAUAAAUUUGCGUAGCUGCUGUUUCAAAAGGGUAAGGGUAACGUAACCUUUUAGCUGAAUUUGCCCUUUAUCGGUAUGUACGCGGUUCGAUUGAAAAGAUUGCCCAAAUUUUCCGGUUGGAAUUUUUCGUAUGAUAUCACCUGCUAGUUCCAUUUAUAAUUUGGCGAAAAUUUUGGCCGGAAAGGUUAUCUCAACCACGAAGGUCAUCUCAACCACUAAACAACAUUUCAUUUCGGGGGGGGGUUAAUGUACGUACGGUUAUUCACCCUUAUUUGGUUUUCUUUUCUUUAAAUUUUUCUUUCCCAAAGCAAAACGGGAAAGGUUGAGCUGUUAAUUCGUACGAUGUUGCUCAAUACGUAAUUUGGUUUUCGAUAUAUUUUCCUUUUUUUGGGGGGGAGGGGGGGGGGUUACUCCCCAUGGCUAUCAUGAUCACAAUGAUUUCCUGUGUUGGUUUGGUUUGAGUGAAUAAAACGGACAUAUUCCGAACCGAUUUUCUGUUCAAAUGUUGCUUUUAUAAUUACACAAUUUAAAACCAAAGAGGUUUUCCUUGUAGAUGGUAAACAACUUAAGGGCCCAAAACAAAAGUUGAGCCCAAAUUAAAUGGAGAUUACUGCCUUAAAUCAAUAUGAUCAGUUGAAUCUCAACAAGUGUAGUUUAGCAUGGGAUGAGAUAAAUCGCUUACUCAUUGAGUGGCCUGCCAGCGCGCAAGUACUUACCUACCGGAGUACACCAAUGUUACAAUCUGGUAGUUCUUUUUCUUUCCUCCAAGUACCAUUUAUAGGAACACGUAUCACUUUCUAUCGGUGUAACUUACUUUUUGCUGGUACCAUAAGACCUUUCCAAGCCCCCAUUAGGUAUUCAAAACCUUAAUUCGGUAUAUGUGUAAGUCUGACAUUGACUGAUGCGAUUAAAGCCUGGUUUCCAUAUGGUCGUAACGGUCGUAAAAAUUGAGUCACGAUCUUUCUCAUCAGCCGAAAUACAACAUUUUAAAGCUGAAAACACGCGGAAUGAUUAUAGCAAGAGAAUACUUAUGAUUUAUAUGUGGUUUAGAAGUAUUUAACAGUUAUUCUACGAACUCGAGUCGAAUAUGAGCUGAUAACCCAUGAGGCGCGUAGCUCCGAAUCGGCUAUCGCUCAUAUUCGACGAGAGUGAGUGGAAUAACUGUUUUAUUAUAUACACAAGGUCUGAAUUCACAGACUUUGCUUUUCGAAUAUUUUCAAUAUCUUUCUAUUUUGUUUUAUGUUUUUAUCUUCGCUCUUUCGGCCGAUUAUUUUUUCAAAAAUAUAUAUUUUUAACCACUUUAAAUAUUAAAAAUUUAUUUGCUAACCCGAAAACAAUUUGUGGGAGUUUUGUCAUUGUGUUUUUAAUCCUGUGAAGGCUAUAAAAAGCGACAACUUGCCGUUUUCUCGUUUGCAAAACAUCGUAAAUUCAGUUUGGCCGCCAUUUUGUUUUUCUCUACUAGCAGGAUAUGAGCUAAUAUCCUGCUAGUAGCGAACCAAUCAGAUUGCAGAAUACCUCAUAUCCAGACCUUGUGUAUAUAAUAAAAACUAUUAUACACUGGCCGCGUUGUUUUCACGGCCAUUACGACCAUAUGGAAACCAGGCUUGUUGAAUGUUGGAGUCGAUGGUAGAUCUAGACUUGCAAGUUUCGAAGAAGCCAUUAAUUGUGCUCUUUUUUCUAACUCGUAAUUUGAGAAACCUACAUUGUGUACUUCACAAGACUAAAGGCCGUUUUCCACAAGGCGGAAUUUCUCUCUUGUGAUUUCUUGGGUGGAACUAAUUAGAAAAGACAAAGACAAAUCCGAGCGGAAAAUUCCGCCUAGUGGAAAACAGCCUUAAUUAAGUUCACAACGUACGAGCCUUAAGCUUCUACCAGCUUAAGUAUACGUGGCAAUAACCAUUUUUAUACCAGUGAGAAACGAUUAAAAAUCUUGAAUUAUUAUAGCCUAAACUUAGUAUACAUAUUAUUUUGUUAUUGCCAAUAACAUUGUCACUGAUCGGGAAAUUAUUUUCUGUUAUUUUUAGCCAAGUCGCGUGAAAUUGCAGAUAUUCUGGGGAAAGUAUAAGAAGGCGGUCACAAGUUUAUUCCUCGGGACAAGCCCAGAAUUUGACAUCGCUCUGUACACCUUGUGCUUUUUGGUGAAUCCAGGAAAGUCAUGCUCGUGUAGAAUCAAUGGUGAGAACAUUCCUGUUACUACUCAUUCAUAUUAUGGAGGAAAAUUUGUGGGCUCUGCUUAUGUAAGAAUAUAGUCACAGUUUGACUUUCUGUUAUAUGAAAUAAAGAUUAAAAAUACUGAUGUGUUUGGUAAAUGUGCAGCACGCUAAUUUUGAC